AUGACCCACUUUGGCGAUCUUAGCAGCUGGGAGCUCGCGCAGAAGCUGAAGAAGAAGCUGCCCGAUUUGCAAGCCAGGCAAGCCAAAUUGGGUAAGAAGGUGAUUGCGGUGGGCCUCGGAAGCACUGAGAAUGCCCGUGCCUUCGCGCGAGCGCUUGACUUCCCGCUCGAUCUCCUCUAUGCAGACAGCACGGGAGCCGUGUACAGGGCACUCGGGUUCUCGCCGGGCUUUGCACCGGACGCCGAUGUGAGCCCCUACCUGAAGUUGCUCCCCAUGCUCAUGGGCAUUGGCAGCCCAGGAACCAUCCAGGAGGUGCUGAGGGGCUACAUAGGCGAUCGAAGCGCCAAGCCGGUUUUUGAGGGGGCGACACCCUUCAAUGUUUUGGGCGGCGGCUACCAGCGGCCACUUGAGCUGGCCACCCUGCGGCUGUCCAACAUGAUGGGCAUCUUGCCCAAAUGGUCGGAGCUGUGUCCUCCCGAUGAGUCACUGCUGACUCAGCAGGGCGGCAGCCUGGUCUUCCAAGGGGAGAAAGUCAUCUUCAGCCACACUGACAGUGGCAUUCUCAAAUACACUGACUUAGAUGCUCUCUUAGACGCUGUCCCAGCUGUGUAUGCGCUGCCUCAGUGA
Molecule: messenger RNA, 627 nt
Organism: Coccomyxa subellipsoidea C-169
Lineage: Eukaryota; Viridiplantae; Chlorophyta; Trebouxiophyceae; Coccomyxaceae
Exons: 5
Coding region: 1-627 (208 amino acids)
Molecular function (GO): antioxidant activity
Source: RefSeq, a predicted model, not a curated record